This is a messenger RNA of Sitodiplosis mosellana (orange wheat blossom midge), 2494 nucleotides long. Its product is annotated as prolyl endopeptidase-like. Gene Ontology annotation, cellular component: cytosol. Gene Ontology annotation, molecular function: serine-type endopeptidase activity; oligopeptidase activity. Lineage: Eukaryota; Metazoa; Arthropoda; Insecta; Diptera; Cecidomyiidae. The record is from RefSeq and is a predicted model, not a curated record. Gene Ontology annotation, biological process: proteolysis. Bases 49 to 2247 code for a protein of 732 amino acids. The transcript is spliced from 8 exons.
AGUUAUAACUUGAUUUUUGACAAGAAUAGUGUCGACGGAUAAGUUCUUAUGCAUGAAACAAUGAGGCUUAUCGUAUUGAUAGCUUUCUGUUUAGUCGUAGUUUCGGCCGCAAAGAUUGAGUCAUAUCAAACUGUUCGUGAUAUUACAUAUCCAAAUGCCCGGCGAGAUGAGAGUGUGGUCGAUGAUUUACAUGGAACAAAAGUGGCCGAUCCAUAUCGAUGGCUUGAGGAUCCUUACUCGGAAGAGACGAAACAGUAUGUCGAUGAUGAAAAUAAAAUAUCACAAUCGUUCCUAGAGAAUAACGAUAAUUGGAAGAAGAUAAAUGAAAAACUGACCAACAUUUGGAACUACCCAAAAUUCGGCGUACCACAGCGCAAGGGAAAAUACUACUUUUCUUUCAAAAAUUCUGGCCUACAAAAUCAGAAUGUUCUGUACAAACAGAGUUCAUUGGAUGAAGAGCCAAGUGUGUUUUUGGAUCCGAAUACAUUGUCCGAUGAUGGUACAAUUUCUUUGCAAGGCAAAGCAUUCUCAAAAGAUGGAAGUAUACUUGCGUACACUCUCAGCGAAUCUGGUUCAGAUUGGGUGAAAAUUAAAUUUCGUAACGUUGAAUCGGGCGAAGAUUAUCCAGACUUAUUGCAAAGAGCUAAAUUUACAUCGUUAGCGUGGACACAUGACAAUAAGGGAUUGUUUUAUAAUCGCUAUGAUCAGAACGGAGAUGGAUCUGAAACCGAUUCAAACAAGAACCAAAAGUUGUACUAUCAUCGCGUUGGCGAACCACAAGAAAAAGACGUUCUCGUUGUUGAAUUCUUAGACAAUCCAUCGUGGUUGAUAUCGGCAACAGUGAGUUCCUGUGGCAAAUAUUUGAUUGUAAUAUCCGAAUUAGGUAAUCAACUCUUAUAUUAUGCUGACCUACAGAAGAAUGGCCCAAUCAAUGGAAAAAUUCCACUUACACCGAUUGUAACGAAGUUCGAGGCUGAUUAUCAUUACAUAACUAAUACUGGAUCAAAGGCAUUGUUUCGUACAAACAAAAAUGCACCAAAUUAUCGCCUUGUGGUGAUCGAUUUCGACAACUUUGCGGAAAAAAGUUGGACUACUCUUAUUGAGGAAAACUCAAAUGAUGUCUUAACAUGGGCGCAGUGUGUUGAUAAGGAUAAAAUUGUAAUUCACUAUCUUCACGAUGUUAAGAGCGUUUUACAAGUGCACUCCCUGAAAUCGGGCGCAUUGAUUCGAAAGUUGCCGCUUGAAAUCGGUCAAAUCGUUGCAUUCAAUGGUGAUAAAAAAUAUUCCGAAAUUUUCUAUCAACUCGAGUCAUUUUUAACGCCUGGAACAAUUUAUCGAUAUGACUUCUCGAACCCCGACAUUGAGCCGACUGUGUUGCGCGAAGUUGAAUUGAAUUUGGAAGGAUUCGAUAAGAAUGACUUCAAAGUGGAACAAGUAUUCUAUCCAAGUCGUGAUGGUACAAAAAUUCCUAUGUUUAUUGUGCAGCGAAAAACCGAAGCUAAAAAGCCUAGACCAUGUCUGCUGCACGCCUAUGGAGGAUUCAAUAUUGCAACACAACCAUCAUUCAAAGUGCCAUUUCUGUUCUUUGUCUAUGCAUUCGAUGGCAUUUUGGCAGUUGCAAACAUCCGUGGCGGUGGUGAAUACGGUGAAAGAUGGCACGAUGCAGGUCGUUUACUCAACAAACAGAAUGUGUUUGAUGAUUUCCAAACGGCAGCCGAAUAUUUAGUCGAACAAAAGUAUACGAUACAGAAAAAGAUUGGAAUUUAUGGCCGUUCAAAUGGAGGACUACUCAUUGGAGCUUGUAUCAAUCAACGACCAGAUCUCUUUGGUGCCGCAGUGCCUCAAGUCGGUGUUAUGGAUAUGCUUAGAUUCCACAAGUUUACAAUCGGUAGUGCAUGGAUCUCAGACUAUGGAAACCCAGAUGAAAAGAUUGACUUUGAAAAUAUUUACAAAUAUUCCCCGCUGCAUAAUGUGCACGCACCAAACAAAAUCGAAAACCAAUACCCACCUACAUUAAUUCUAACUGGUGAUCACGAUGAUCGCGUCAGUCCAUUGCAUUCGUUGAAAUUUGCUGCCAAUCUGCAAUAUGCUGUUAGAGACAACCAAUUCCAGAAGAAUCCAAUUUUGUUGAGAGUUUACAGCAAGGCAGGGCAUGGUGACGGCAAACCAACUGCCAAGAAGAUCGAAGAGGAAACUGAUAUCUACACAUUCUUGCAACGAGCUCUUCAAAUUGAUAUCGACAUUUAGUUUAGGCUAUUUUUUUUAUUAAGAAGAUACACAAAACAAUAUCAGUUGAAUUACUUUUGAAAGUUGCAAUGUAACACAUUCCAAAGUGUCAUUAACAUUUCUAAAUGAAAUUCUACUUAAAUGUAAAUGGUACGAUAAGGAUUAACUGCAUAUUUGAAGUGAUGCCAAUGUUUUUAUUUGAUUUAGAGAUAAGAUCGUAAAGUUUAAAUUCUUAAAAUAAAUCAGUACUUAUAUGAGCACGAUAACU